Molecule: messenger RNA, 573 nt
Organism: Parastagonospora nodorum SN15
Lineage: Eukaryota; Fungi; Ascomycota; Dothideomycetes; Pleosporales; Phaeosphaeriaceae
Exons: 4
Coding region: 1-573 (190 amino acids)
Source: RefSeq, a predicted model, not a curated record
AUGACUUCAGCUUCAUGUGCUCCUGGUGAAGAGCGCUUCCUGUUCCUGGUCACAACCGUCGACGCAGGGUCCCUUUUCUCUCUCGACUUGCCUUGCCGUCUCCCGCUCACGGCACUGAUGAGAACCCUUGCAACUCCCAGGGUUGUCCGCUGCGAUGAACACGAUGGCGGACAUGGCAGCCACACCAACGAUUACCAGCAUGAACUGCAGCAUUUUCGCAUUUGCCAUCCAGAUCCACUUCCCACAGUAUGGAGGCUGGGAACUUGGCAGCGCAUCUCCAGCUCAUCGACGAUUCCAAUCGCAUCCCAGUUCACGCCACAGUUCAUCCACCCCUGCUGCAGCAACUACCCGCGUCUGUCUCACAUCACUGAGUGGGGAGCUCCCAAGAAGGAGCUGACGCCCCGCUCCAGCUUGAUGUUUGUGACGCAAUGCUCCUCCGGUUCGCUGCUGCUCGUCGUACACAGUGCUCUCCGCAGCCACCAAAGCAGGUUUCUGGGCCCCAUCGACGACCAUUGCGGCGAACUCUACGUCAUGCUGCAAAACCCGUCCAUGACCCCCGUUGAUGUUCCAUAA